Spathaspora passalidarum NRRL Y-27907 is the source of this 2498-nucleotide messenger RNA. It is a transcript of the gene GLN3, whose product is annotated as nitrogen-responsive transcriptional regulator. The coding region runs from base 465 to 2468 and encodes 667 amino acids. The transcript is spliced from 3 exons. Gene Ontology annotation, molecular function: RNA polymerase II cis-regulatory region sequence-specific DNA binding; zinc ion binding; DNA-binding transcription factor activity, RNA polymerase II-specific. Gene Ontology annotation, biological process: positive regulation of transcription by RNA polymerase II; negative regulation of transcription by RNA polymerase II. The record is from RefSeq and is a predicted model, not a curated record. NCBI's taxonomy places the organism in Eukaryota, Fungi, Ascomycota, Pichiomycetes, Serinales, Debaryomycetaceae.
AUCGCCAGGUUUUCAUAGUUUUACUUUAAGUACACUCAUUUUCAGCUCAAACAUUUUCUUGUUAUCUUUCUACUGGCACCGUUUUUCUGGCAUCAUCAACUCAUACCAAAACGUCAUAAGCCAAAUAACACCACAAAGCAAAAGAGAGAAAAAAAAACAACUGAAAAAAAAAAGAAAAUUCUUUCCUAAGGUCCGUGUGAGUCAGUUAAUUAAGAAUUUGACCACAAAGGCACUAUCGUCGAAACUGGGAAACAAAUCUUUAGAUAUAUCACAGGAAACAAUCUAUAAGCCUGAGACAUACUUGAUUGUACAUAGGCUAAAUUCCCGGACUUGUAUUACAUACAUUUAGAAGCAUAUUUAUACCUACAUACUCGUCUAGUUGCUACACUCCUUAUUCAAAACAUCUACCUGAAUAGUUGCCAUCCUACCCAGCAAACAUCGAACAACAAAUACUGUAUACCAUCAUGACCUCAUUUACGCCUCAAAAUAAUGGGGUACCCCAUCAGAAUCCCGACGUUAACAACAAUAACACCAUAUCGGACUUUGAAGCAGGACCGACCAUAUCGGACUUGUUCCAUUCAGCAAAGAAACUAUUAAAUUUACAACCACGAUUUGAAAAUAGACAAGUAAGGAAAGUUAAUUCCCAAGCUCAAAUGAACCAUAAUUUAUAUGCCACAAAUAGUGAUAACACAUCUACAUCUCCCAAUAUGAUCAUGCCUGGUCAUGAUAAUAUUUUGGAUUUACUAUCACCGUUAUCGAUUGAAGAUUUGAAGAAUAAUAGUCAUCAUCAUCACAUUCAUAAUAAUGCUUCUAGACCUAUUGCCACUACUUCAACCACCAUGUCUACUGCUAAUUUCACGUCCCAAAGAAAUGAAUACAAAACUCCGAACUCCGACUAUUCUUCACCUGGUGCUCCAACUAGGCAACAACAACAACCACAAAUAACACAUGAUGCAUUCAUUAAACCAAAGUCAAACUUGACUUCUUCAUUAAAUAAGUUGAACAACAGACCGUCAGUUCAACCAACUCCGAUAAAAUCCAAUACUUCUCCAACAUCAAGCACGGCUUCAACACCCAUCUCAUCAUCUGCUCCAAUUGCAGGACAACCUCCAGCUGCUGCUACUGCCACUGCCGCUGCUGCAGCAAACCAAAAGCCAACUGAAUGUUACAACUGUAAAACUUUGAAGACUCCACUUUGGAGAAAAGAUGCCGAGGGAAACACUCUUUGUAAUGCCUGUGGGUUAUUUUAUAAACUCCAUGGAACUACUCGUCCCCUUUCGUUAAAGACUGAUGUGAUAAAAAAGAGAAAUUCCCGAAAAUCUACUUCACAAGCGUCAUCACAAAAGAUUGCCGUUGCUGCACUGCCUAGUACUAGCAACAUAUCUGCAUCAUUCAAGAAUGAAAUUACCAAUAUACGACCAAAACCCGUGAGUACCAAUUCAUCUUCUUCUUUACCUAAUUAUGGAACUACUGGUAUGGCAAUCUCGGCAAAUCAAAGGUAUAAAAAUGUAUUAAUCUUACCUAAACCUCCAAGUGGGAAUAAUUUGAAAUCUAUCCCAAUUCCACAAGCUUCACAAGCUUUUUCACCAUCAUCACCAUUCACGAUUAAUUCUAACCAACCAUUCAAGAGAAAGAAGUCUGAAGUAAAUAUUUCUAGUCAAAUGCCGAUGAUGACACCAGCUGAUGAAGCCACCACCCCAAUAUCUUCCUCGUUCAGUAGUAGGAAUCGAGCUGCUUCUUCAAGUUCAUCCCUUUCCAACUCCCUUAAACGCAAUUCAUCAUUCCAAAACUCCACAUUGAAUAGAAGAACUUCGUUGACUAAUAUGACAAGAAAAUUAACCAAUGCCGUGAUUACACCUACAAAUUCAUUGACUAGUUCCAAUAUAAAUAUCUUGAAUCAAAGAUUCCCUCAAUCUAGUUAUUUUGAAAACCCUGCUAAUCAGCAAGUACCAAACAGUUUGUCAAGAACUAGUAGUCACGCAACAUUGAUGAACCAAGCAAAUACAAUUAUGGAAAAUAACCAAUUGGGAAUUGAAGGUGUUGAAACCCCAGGAUCAUUGAAUUCAAGUCCUUCUUAUCAGUAUCAAGCUACAGAUACACCAAAUAGUGUUCCUGCUACACCAAAUGUGAAUGAUUUGUUACCUUCUUCGAAAAACCAAUACCCCUCCGAUCAACAAUUAGAACAAGUAUUAGAAGAGUAUCGAGCAAGCAAACCGCCGAUUUCCUUACAUGAAGGUAUAGACGAUGAAAUGAUUAUGUUGGACACCAUAGUUGACGAAGAAGAAGUAAGGAUGUUGGAUAAUGACGAUGAUGAAUUUUUCAAGAAUUAUACGAGCUUAACUAAUGAAUUUUUAAUACCCACCCCAAAACAACAACAUAGUUUGAAUAUGGUGCCGCAAGUAAAUGGCAAUUCUAACGGCAGCACCAAUGAUUAUAAAGAUUUGGAUUGGUUGAAGUUUGAGAUAUAGAUUAUGUAGAAAUAUAAUGAAAUGUUAUGA